AUGCCCACGUGUCCUGCCCUCCAGGUUGCGCGCCCACCUGGCACCCGGUGCCCAGCGGCUGGUGCCCGGGCGACGUGUGCAAGCUGCCCUUCCUGCCCCUGGGUGGGUGGUGCGCGGAGCGCGACUGACAGCUCGGGGGAUGAGGGGGUGGGGGGAGGCCCUCGCACCCCUGACCCGGGGCUGGGACGAGCUGCGGGCGCUCCUGGGGCUCUCCGGGCGAGGACCCCCGCACCCCCCGACUCCCGCCCCGCGCGCGGACUGACAGCCGCUCCCGCUGUCCGCGCCGGGCCCCGGGCCAGUCCCUCCCCGCCGGCCCGGCCCCAGCGGCCGGCGCGCCCCUCCGCCCCCCGCCACCCCCCGUGCCAGGCAGCCCCCCGGGGCUCCGCAGCUUCCCGCGCCGGCGCCCCCGCGCCCGGGGGGCCCCUCGGCGCCCCAGCCGCGGCCGCAGAGGAGGUGGCCGGGGCGCCGGGCCGCGCGGGCACACCAGGGCCGCGGCCGCGCUCGGGGCGCAGACAGGCCGCGGGGCGGGCCGGGCCCGCGGGGGGAGCGCGGCGGCCGCAGCUGCGGGGCCCGGGCCGGGGCGCGGGGCGCGGGGCGCGGGGCGCGGGGCCGGCACCUACCUGCGGCGCGGCGCGCGCGGCCCGCUCAGUCCCUCGCCGCCGCCAUGUUUCCGCGCGCCGGGAGCGGGCGGGGGCUCCUGCCCCGCCCCCGCCGCCCGGCCACUCCCGCGCGGGGGUCCCCGACCCCGGCCGCCCCGCCCCGCCCCCGCCCCGCCGCGCCGCGCCGGCUCCCGCCGAGGGCUACAGCGAGGGACUCCGCUCUGCGCACCCCCGCCGGGGCUUGGAGUGGGGGGUGGGGGGUGGGGGGCAGCGCCGGGGUCCGGCGCGGGCAGGUGCGGGGAGAGGACCGACCCCCCGAUCGCGACCCCCCGCGAGGUUGUAUUUACCCCACCCCCCACCCCCGCCCCACCACCCCACCCCUCUUUGGGUCUCGGUCCCGCAGACUGAGUGGACGCACGCGGGGCGCGGCCUGGACGCGGAUCCCCGCGCAGCCGUGCGGGGCAGCACCCAGGGCGCGUGUCUCCUGGCCGUCCAGCGCAGACCCCUGCACCCCUCCCGCUCUCCGACCGCCGACCCCCGAGCCCAGGUGCGCGGCCCGGGUCCAGCGCCCGCCGGGUGA
Sorex fumeus (smoky shrew) is the source of this 1179-nucleotide messenger RNA. Its product is annotated as translation initiation factor IF-2-like. The record is from RefSeq and is a predicted model, not a curated record. The coding region runs from base 1 to 1179 and encodes 392 amino acids. The transcript has a single exon. NCBI's taxonomy places the organism in Eukaryota, Metazoa, Chordata, Mammalia, Eulipotyphla, Soricidae.